AUGCCAGACCACCAUUCGAUCGACAUCGAGAAUGUGCCAAUAGUCACGCCGCCACCAUACAUGGAUCCAGCCAACUCUCAGGCGAAGAAGAAGAUGUCGAGAAUUCGCAAGGAAUCCGUGUCUCACAUGAAGCCGUGCGAGCAUUGUGGAGCUCCACCACAGGCGCAGGCAGCUAACUUGCCACACGAGCAAGUGCUCGUCUGGCCAGCAGUCCGCCCGGUCAACCACAUCCAUCAGGACUCUCGCCAAUUCAUCGGAUACGUCAUCGUCAUUGCAAUCGUCAUCUUCUUGCUGUUCGCCGCGUGCAAGUAUUUGCCUUAA
Molecule: messenger RNA, 321 nt
Organism: Caenorhabditis remanei
Lineage: Eukaryota; Metazoa; Nematoda; Chromadorea; Rhabditida; Rhabditidae
Exons: 2
Coding region: 1-321 (106 amino acids)
Source: RefSeq, a predicted model, not a curated record